AUGCGACUCACAGAUAAAGCGCCGAAACCUUCAACCGUCCGACGGCCGUCGACGUCAGCCCCUCGAGAAACAUCAGCCCCUGCAUCUCCGACCACCGGCCAUCCUGCUACGAAUGGCAACGGCAACGGCGCCACCAAUGGCACUUCAGAUACCACGAAGAACAGCACAGAAGGCGCGAAGCCUAUCCCCAUGUCGAGGCCGCCUAUAGGAAGGAGCCCUUCGAACGAGAAAUCCGGUCCUAACGGCACUCCGCCCUCGCGCCGCAACUCUUGGUUUUCCAACAUUUCGUCCAAGUUCUCCUCGUCCCCGAACAGCAACAACUCCCAGGCGAACCAGCAGCCUCAAAAUACACCACCCAAGGAUACAGGUCCCGCACCUCCCAAAGUGACCCCGGCGAAAAAUGCUGUGCUCGCACAUGCCGCCAAGUAUGAUGGCGACCAGCCUUACACACCAGCACCUCCCGGCCGUGGCCAGGCAGGCUUCCUCGGCGUCUUUCGCCGGUUAUCUUCGUCGGGGGGAGUUUUGGGGCCAGGCGCGAAGGGAACCCACGGGCUGGUCGAGCGGAAGGUUUUGAAUGUCGACCAACAUCGUGAACGUUGCCAAAUCUCCGAUUUGCACCAAGCGAAGCUCCGGCGAGUUGCAUUCAGCGUCGAUGUCGAGAUUGCUCCGAUGCCGAAGUAUGCGGACACGGACGUACCCGCGAAAAAACCUCUCGAGAAGUCAAAAGCCCGAAAAAUUACUGAGAAGGGAGAGGGCGAGGCACUGAAAAACCCCAAAUGCGUCGAGGUACAAAAGGAACGCGAUGGAGUUGUCCACACAACAGGUGAGCCUUUGCCAAAAGAACCGGAAAAGGAAGGGGUAGAGCAGGCCAAGGAGACGAAAGAGAGCAGCGUCGACAAUGCAAAUCCCUCGGCAGACAACAAGGAAAAGGACACCAAGAAGAAGGAGAAGAAGAAGAAGAGCGAAGAGGAAAGAAAAGCGAGGAAAGAGAAGAAACGAAAGCUGGCGGAGGCCAACGGCUCAAUACCUAUGGAGAUCCACCUGGAUGACAGCGAUUCUUCCAGCGAAGGUACACCUACCGCAUCACCCAGAACGACAGCCUCUCCAACAACGAACCCCGUUAGAAUAUACCGACGCUGCUGUCAGUUGAGAGAAACGCCGAUUUUGAAAAAGAUUACCGAGCAGCUGAGCGAUUCCUCGAACUGCUCCUCUGACAUCGGUAUUGUACAAAAACUAGAUCUUACAGGUUACUGGUUACAGUUGCCGGACUUGGUUACUCUUGGGGACUAUCUGGCUGUUGUUCCAGUUAAAGAGGUUAUUCUGGAGAAUUGUGGCCUCUCAGACGAGGGUCUAAGGGUCAUUUUAGCUGGCCUUUUGGCCACAAAGAAGCCCGAGUCAAGACGGCGAAAGCACACCCAGCCAGAUGGCCUUACCAUUCAGGGAGGUUUCGUCGAACGCCUUGUUCUCAAGAAUAACAAGAUUGGCCCCGAAGGCUGGAAGCACAUUUUCCUCUUCAUCUACCUUUGUCGGACGCUCAAAGUCCUCGACGUUUCCACUAUAUCCUUCCCUCGUCCAAGUCAGCCGGCCCAAAAUGGACACGGUCAUCAUUUGUUGCGCCACUCUAACGACGAACGACCUCAGAACAUCUGUGCCACUCUAUUUUCCAAGGCCAUUGGCGAGAGAUUGGCUGGAUCUACGCUAGAGCUGCUCAACCUGGGAGAGACAAGUCUUAGCCCGGAUGACCUCGGCGUGAUAAUAGAUGGCAUUAUACAGUGCGGUGUCAAGCGACUCGGCCUCGCUCACAAUAACCUUGAUGACAAGGGUCUGCAGCAUGUUGCUAGAUAUCUCUCUCAGAGCGUGUGUGAGGGUCUUGAUCUGGGUGGUAACGAUCUUCGAGAUCAUAUGGAUGUGGUCGCAAAAGCGAUUUCAGAAAAGGACUCCUUGUGGGCACUCAGUUUGGCUGAGUGCAACUUGAAGCCAGGCUCACUAUGCAAGAUCUUUCCCGCUCUUGCACAGCUGAACGACUUCCGUUUUAUUGACCUCUCCCACAACCAGGAUCUGUGCAAGUCAGAUCCCAGCGCUAUUGGUCUCUUGCGCAAGUAUCUUCCUAAACUGCAAGGCCUGCGACGUGUUCAUCUGGCCGAUGUUGCCAUGACUUCGGAACAAGCGAUAGCUCUUGCAGAGAUCCUUCCUGAGGCCAAACUACUUGCGCAUAUCAGCUUCCUUGAGAAUCCAGAACUGGUCAAGCUUGCGGAUGCGAAAACUGAAGAGGCUCAAGAAGAGGCUUGCGCCCUGUAUGCAUCUUUUCUGGCCGCCACGCGUGUGUCUAAGACAAUUGUGUGUGUCGACAUCGACGUCCCAAGCGACAACUCGGGCGAGAUUGUCAAGGCAUUGGCUAAGCAGGUGGUGGCAUACUGCUUGCGAAACAUGGAGCGCUUUCCUAUUGGAGAUAUCAGCUCUGUUAUAUCAACGGUUUUGGCCGAAUCUCAAGGACCUCAGCCUGGCGGCCCGGUUCCCCCGUACCCCGAUGUGCUUGCACACCUCGUCGGCCAUGACGUGCUCAGAGACGACUCAUCGGACAACGAAUCUGCUCCUGACGACGAUUAUGUCAUUGGUGGAACUGGAGUUGUUAAGGCGCUUACUUGCUGUCUCAAGAACAGAGGCGAUGAGUCUAGGAGGCAAUCUGGCGAAUUCAUUCGGGACUUUGAAGAUGGUGUCCCAAUGCCAUCCAGCCCCCGGCCGAAACUCCCUCCCGGAAAGGCCAAAGACAUGUCCAAGCAUCUGCUCGCGAGCGCUCGCAAAAUUCGUCAACGCCUGCAGCCUGCCCUGUCCAAAGCUAGAGUCAACCCGGAGGAGGAUGAGCAUAACCUACGCAAGCUGAUGUUCCUCGAUACGACGCUUGCCAACAUCAUCAAGCGAUUCGAAGAUGAGUUUCCUGACACCCGCGUGUCAACUGACGAAGCCUCGGAAAGCACCUUUCCUAGCCAAACUGACAAACUCGGGACCUCGCUGUCAUCGAACGAGGACCCCGACCAUGCCACCAUUCCGUCUGACCCGGAGGACGAGAUGGGUCUGCAAGUUCGUCCAGGUAUACCGCGUGUUAACUCGUCACUAUCACAUACGUCAAAGGCACUUGUUGAGGAGGAAGGCAGAAUUCACAGGGCCGGGCACAAGAUUCGGUCCGGUAUCAUUAAGCCCGAGUACUAUGGCCUGCUCAGCGGUGUGCUUGAAGUGGGCCUCGACCCCAAGCACACUGCAAUGCUCCAUCAGAUGAUUGAGGAGAUUGACGACCCGGACCUGACCGAAAAGGUUGAGAAAAAGGGCAUUAUGCGGGUCUUCCACGAAGAUCGCGAUCAGGUUCGUGAAGGGCUCCGAGCACUCGAUCCUAUGCACUGGGACCGCUUUGUCGAAAGUCAGGAGAAGGCCAGAGGCAACGUCAAGGCAAGCAUGUCUAAUGGAGUCAAGCCGGCCGACGAGAGUGCCGUCGAGGAUUGA
Colletotrichum truncatum is the source of this 3495-nucleotide messenger RNA. RefSeq names its product MAP-like protein 1. Gene Ontology annotation, cellular component: lamellipodium; plasma membrane. Gene Ontology annotation, biological process: cell migration; regulation of Arp2/3 complex-mediated actin nucleation. Lineage: Eukaryota; Fungi; Ascomycota; Sordariomycetes; Glomerellales; Glomerellaceae. The record is from RefSeq and is a predicted model, not a curated record.